AGGCAGUAGAAAGACUGCGCGUCUUCCUUUUUCUUCUUCUUCUUCUUCUUCUUCUGCUGACCCGCGUGCAUCCCAGAACCAUGGGGAGACUGGACGCCAUCCGGCAGUUUAAUUUACUCAGCUGGCUCCGAGAGGAGAGACAAUCUAGGAAACUCAUUCUCGUCAUUGUUUUUGUGGCUCUCUUGUUGGAUAACAUGCUGCUCACCGUGGUCGUGCCCAUCAUCCCGAGCUACCUGUACAGCCUGGACGUGUCGGCAGCCGUGGUGUUGAACACCUCAUCACAGCAGCAGACACCCCCAGCGACCUUCGAUCGGGUCGUGUCAUUGUACGACAACACGGUGAGGUCGUCAGGCUCCAACGUCACAGCCGGGUCGACAGACGCUCCGACUUUCACCACUGCUGCCGCCGAGCCGCCGGACAACUCUUCCGACUGCCCCAACUCGACCGGCAAGGUGGCGACCGAGAAUGUCAAAGUGGGCUUGUUGUUCGCCUCCAAGGCCACAGUGCAGCUGAUAAUCAACCCCUUCAUUGGACCGCUCACCAACAGGAUCGGAUACCAGCUUCCGAUAUUCAUUGGCUUCUGCAUCAUGUUUAGCUCUACAAUCAUGUUUGCCUUCUCCUCGAGCUACGCGUUGCUGUUUGUGGCCAGAUCCCUGCAAGGUGUGGGCUCCUCCUGCUCAUCUGUGGCCGGGAUGGGCAUGCUUGCAAGUGUGUACACAGAUGAUAAGGAGAGAGGACAUGCUCUAGGGAUUGCCCUCGGAGGUCUGGCAAUGGGAGUUUUAGUUGGACCCCCAUUUGGUAGCGUGAUGUACGAGUUUGUGGGGAAGACUGCUCCUUUCCUCAUUCUGGCAUUCCUGGCGUUGUUUGAUGGAGCUCUACAGCUCUUUGCACUUCAGCCCACCAAAGUAGAACCAGAGAGCCAAAAGGGGACCCCACUGUUGACCCUCAUGAAGGAUCCGUACAUUUUAAUUGCAUCUGGGGCCAUUUGUUUUGGGAACAUGGCCAUCGCCAUGCUGGAGCCAACCCUGCCAAUCUGGAUGAUGGAGACCAUGUGUUCCAGGAAAUGGCAGCUAGGAGUCGCUUUCUUGCCGGCAUCCAUCUCCUACCUUCUUGGAACCUACAUCUUUGGAACACUGGCAACCAAGAUUGGGAGAUGGCUUUCUGCCCUCAUCGGAAUGGCGUUGGUGGGGGUCUGUGCGAUAGGGGUUCCAUUUGCAGCAAGUAUUUAUGGUCUCAUUCUCCCAAUGUUCGGGAUUGGUUUUGCUAUCGGCAUGGUGGACUCUUCUAUGAUGCCAAUCAUGGGAUACUUGGUGGAUUUGCGGCACGUGUCAGUUUAUGGAAGUGUGUAUGCCAUUGCUGAUGUGGCUUUUUGCAUGGGAUUUGCUUUGGGCCCGUCUAUCGGAGGAUCCAUUGCUGAGACCAUUGGCUUCCGCUGGUUGAUGACCAUCAUUGGAAUCGUGGACAUUAUCUUUGCUCCGCUUUGUCUCUUCCUCAGGAACCCCCCGGGACAAGAGGAGAAAAUAGCAAUUUUGAUGGACUCCAACUGUUCAAUGAAGACCAGGUCCUACUCCACGCAGGGGGGCUCCUAUCAGCGUGAAGGCAUGGGUCCAGACUACGAAGACUACGACUAACAGGAUGGCGGCCAUGCAGGGUAACACGAGCGAGGGUUCAGAUGAUCUAUUUUGUUGUAGAAAAAUGAGGAACGUGGAAAAAACAGCAAGAAAACAAAGCGGCCGCGAUGUCUCCGUGUGAAUGUCCUGCAUUGCGUCGUCUCUGUCCAGUGUCCUGUCAGCGCUCGUAGCGGGAAACCAAAGUUGAUCCGUGCUUGCAGGCGCAUCGUGUGAGAGACAUUUGCAGCCAACCGCCUUAUUUAUCACACUCGUGUUUAAAGAGCACAUGUUCACUCGUUCACUUCAAACACACUCCGUCCCUAAAGUCUGGACACAUCAGCAAACAUUCAUACACACCAAUCCCUCCUUUACGGACAGUGAUAAGUGAAUUUCCGCAAAGUAGAAAUGUUUUCAUAGUUUGAACACAGAAAACCUGUUUACGACCUUCUAAAAUCGGUUUUCAACAUUAUUAGAGCCCUCUAGAUGCGAAAUAACAUCCCUAGACUCUUAUGAGCUACUACAGCAGACAUCAUAACAGGAAAUACGACAUAUUAGACAUAAAUGAGACGUAAGCUAGGCUUCCUGGUUGUUUUCUUGUGGGCCGCGUGCUUCCUGUGGUGGCCGUUGUCUCAUCAGUGGGACACUUUUACAAUCAUUCCCUGUUUGCACCACUUUCUUUCUGUUUCAUUCAUGAUUCAUUGUUCUUGUGGCGAUAACGUACGCAGAUUAGAACAAUAUUUCCAGACUUUAGGGACACCCUGGAUGAAAAAUCCUAACGCAUCCUCUUCCAUGCCAUGAAAAGCCUGUUUUAUUUUGAAUUUUUGUUUGAAAUGACUCUGAAAUAAUUAAAUGUGUUGUUGAAAAAGUGUCCCCCCCCCUUCCUUGAAGUAGCGGACGACGGUGUCGGUAAAAGUGACACCGCCUUCUACGGCAUGUAGACAUCACAAACCCAACACGCAGGAUUCACUUUUGGGAACACUUGAAUCAGAGGGGCGGGAAGUAAAUGUGAAGUCCCAAGUAUUCGAGUAUAUAAGUAAUACCAGAAGGUGCCUAUUUGCCGCAUGCAUGUGCCGUCGGUGAUUCCAUUAGACGCCACUUUUCACGCACGUGUGUCAAGAAAAAAAGCCAAACAAACAGAUUGUCAGUGUUGAUGCUUGUGGUCG
Molecule: messenger RNA, 2773 nt
Organism: Dunckerocampus dactyliophorus (ringed pipefish)
Lineage: Eukaryota; Metazoa; Chordata; Actinopteri; Syngnathiformes; Syngnathidae
Product: synaptic vesicular amine transporter-like
Exons: 16
Coding region: 81-1631 (516 amino acids)
Biological process (GO): transmembrane transport; xenobiotic transport; aminergic neurotransmitter loading into synaptic vesicle
Cellular component (GO): synaptic vesicle membrane; terminal bouton
Molecular function (GO): xenobiotic transmembrane transporter activity; serotonin:sodium:chloride symporter activity
Source: RefSeq, a predicted model, not a curated record